ACAGGUGAGCAUCACAUAGACAAGAGCUGGACUAACAAGACCGGACACACAUCAAGGCGAGACACAAGCGCAGAAAUGAAGUUCAACCCUGCUCCCAUCGUCCUCUUGGUGGCGCUGUCCUGGAUGUCUGCCCAGAUCAGUGUAACCACACCAACAACAACCGCAACAACCAUGAACACGACCACAAUGAUGAACAUGAACACGACUAUGACCCCGACCAUGAACAUGACCACGGCUAUGACCCCGACCAUGAACAUGACCACGACUAUGACCCCGACCAUGAACAUGACCACGACUAUGACCCCGACCAUGAACAUGACCACGACUAUGACCCCGACCAUGAACAUGACCACGACUAUGACCCCGACCAUGAACACGACGAUGAACAUGAACACGACCACAACUAUGACCCCGACCAUGAACACGACCACGAUGAUGAACAUGAACACGACCAUGAUGAUGAACAUGAACACGACCACAACUAUGACCCCGACCAUGAACACGACCACGAUGAUGAACACGACCAUGAUGAUGAACAUGAACACGACCACGACUAUGACCCCGACCAUGAACACAACCAUGAACAUGACCACGAUGAUGAACACGACCACGACUAUGACCCCGACCAUGAACACGACCAUGAACAUGAACACGACCACGAUGAUGAACAUGAACACGACCAUGAACACGACCAUGAACACGACAACGACAACUGUGGCUAGCAAUACAACAAUGGCGCCAACUAGCAACAACGGAACAACUGCGAUGGCAAUGAACACAACCACAAACAAUGCUACCACGAUGGAGUCAAACAUGACAACAGCAACUACUACUGCUCCCCCAAUUGUGGCCAACACAGAAGUCACGGAACUUCCGAGCAACAUUAGCAGAGCAGAUUGUCGAACGGAGAAGCUGUGUGCUGCCGAGCCCGCCGAAUGUGACCCCGAGGUUCCUGGGUCUUGUUUCUUUGUCGGAGUAAGACAAAUAAGUGGCCGUAACAUCGACUUUGAGGUGUCUGGAGAGACCGACGGCUAUGUGGGCUGCACUCUGAGGCCAACUGGAGGAAACGAGACUGCAUACUUGUGUGUCAAAAGCAACAACAGACUGAUCUUCGUCGGAGCUUCAAUCUCUAAUGGCAGAAUCACAAAUCGAACGCUGCCAGUGAACAACGUGAGAGCGAAGAUGAACGGCAGAAAGAUCCAAUGCAUUUUCUCUGCCACUGUGCCCAAUGCUACAGCCAGAGCAGCAGACACCACCUUUGAACUGUCUGUGGUGAACGGAGAAUUCAACUCUACCACAGGAGAGUUUGGUGCUCCGGUCACACAGAUUAGAACUGCGCCGGUGGAUCUGACCAACACAACAGCUGACACCAACAACACAGUGUCCACCAACUCCACCUCUCCACCCACCACCAGUACUGCAACUGUGCCCCUGCAGUCUAUGUCCAAAGCUCUCCUGAUCGUCCUGGGUGUUCUGAGUCUGGCCUGGCUGUGAAGAACCACACACCUCCUUCUUGAGACAAACUAAAGCGAAAACCAAAGCUAAUCACAAAGCUACAUGCAAAACAUUACACAAUUUAAAAGAUGAAUCAAAUUUGGACAUUUAUCCCUAUACUUCCUGGUGUACCAAAAGCAUUGUUAUACCACGGGCUGGGCACCAUUUACAGAUUUACAACUGGUAGCAAAUAAAUAUUGGUACUGAAAACUGGUAAAAGGAAAAAAAAGUUAUUUUAACGCCACAUUUUUUCCCAAAUCAAAUCAGACAGUUACUAUGCAAUGCAACUACAAAUAUGAAAAUUACUGGUUCUGCUGGUUUAUAAACGUAACCACUGUCUAAAACCAUAAAUAGAAUAAGUUUAACAGCAAAGAUACCAAAGAUACUGUGUAUACCAGAUAUUAAUGAAGUACUGCUACACAAAAGAUGCAAAUAGCGUCCAGCCCUAUAAAAUGUGUGCAAUAGACUGUAUUCUGAAGCUUUAUUAAAAUACAGUGGUGUUGAAUUACCACAAGACAUGAAAGGCGAGAAGGCGUGGCUAACGUCCCUUUUGUGUCUGAAAGGGAAGAAGACGCUUAUGAUGGUUACUAUGGUUACUCAAGAAUGAGACAAGCUGGAACCUGUCUUAUGACCUAAUACUCUCAGGACAAUGUUUUCCCAUAGACUUCAAUAGAAUAGCUGUAACAUGCAACUCCCACUGGUUUAAAACAAUACAAGACACCAUCACACUCUCAUGCACUGAGAAAAAGUAUCAGAGCCUUUUUGGGUUUUAUUACAAACUGGUUUUAGUCGUAGGAUCUGGCAAAGAGCUCAUUCUUUCCAAAACAUGUAAAAAUGCGCACCUUUUACAUCGUAUAGUUUAGAUUCAUUGUGUAUAAAUCAAGAGAAUAAUUAUCAGUAAAAUGCAUAUUUGUUUACUUCACAUCUGAGUACUGACAUAAAAAUACUACAUAGAUACAUUCAAUUUUAUACCUGAAACUAUGAAAAAAUAUAAUAAUAAGUAAAUCUGUCAUUUCAACAUUUUUAUAAUCAUUUACAGUCAUUCAUUAGCAGAGCCUUCAAAUUUUUAAUAUGAGUUUUUUUUUUUUUUAAGUCUAUGGGUAAAAUAAUCUUUUACACAUGAAUUUCCAUAGAGCACUUAAAGUAACCAGGGCCUCUGCUAUAAGCCAUUCUCUUUUCAUUUAUAUUAUUUUGUCAUUUUUGUGUUUUUGUUUUUCACUGAAAUGAUGCCCGUGAGGGCAGACUGUAUUCUCUUAUUUAACAUGAAGUUUAUGUGUGUGAAUGAAAGUUUAAAUAUAUAUUUUAUUAUGACGCCUGUUUGGGCUGAUAAAUAUGAGUGUGUAGUGUGUGUGUGUGUGUGUGUGUGUGUGACUGAAAACUGAAUGCUACAGAUUAUAUCUUAUUGUUUUCCUUGAACAGAUUUUUGCACAUUGCAGCUGUUACACUGAAAUUGUUAUCAAUAUUUUUUUGAAAUAAAAUAUUCCCUGAAA
Molecule: messenger RNA, 2984 nt
Organism: Periophthalmus magnuspinnatus
Lineage: Eukaryota; Metazoa; Chordata; Actinopteri; Gobiiformes; Gobiidae
Product: mucin-2-like
Exons: 7
Coding region: 76-1494 (472 amino acids)
Source: RefSeq, a predicted model, not a curated record